This is a messenger RNA of Laetiporus sulphureus 93-53, 1622 nucleotides long. RefSeq names its product alpha/beta-hydrolase. The transcript is spliced from 10 exons. Bases 146 to 1216 code for a protein of 356 amino acids. NCBI's taxonomy places the organism in Eukaryota, Fungi, Basidiomycota, Agaricomycetes, Polyporales, Laetiporaceae. The record is from RefSeq and is a predicted model, not a curated record. Gene Ontology annotation, cellular component: membrane. Gene Ontology annotation, molecular function: palmitoyl-(protein) hydrolase activity.
AUGAACUGGUCGUUUGAGAACAAAGACGAGCACGCUCACGGCUAGAGGCCCCAGCCUAACAGGAGCAAACAAUCGCCCGCUGCCGAGCUGUGGCUGACGGGCGCACCGAAGCCACAUGAAUUCGACGGCCAGCUACCUGACCAGAAUGUCCAAUAUCCUUCCCUCGAUCGAGAGCUUUGCCAAAGGCACGGUCGCAACAGCCGCGGGCAUCGGCACGCUUGGUGUCGGAUUGUUGUUUUUCGGGCAGAACUAUCUCAUCUACCCGUCCGCCUUUCCACCUGGCUCGCGAACAGAGGUCCCGCUACCUAUCGAUUUCGGUCUGCCGUACCAAGAUCCAGAAUUGAUCACACCAGAUGGCGUGAGGCUGCGAUGCUAUCUGCUUUUGCAGCGGAAAGAUAUGUCGCACGUGGAUGCACCGCCUGUGGAUACGACGGAGGAAGAGACCGAUGAAGAGUUUGCCUCCCGCCGUCCUACUGUCAUGAUGUUCCACGGGAACGGUGGCAAUGUCGGACACCGCAUCCCACUCGCGAAGGUGUUCUACGUCAAGAUGCGUUGUAACGUCUUCAUGCUAUCAUAUCGAGGGUACGGCCGAUCUGAGGGAAGCCCGUCAGAGAAGGGUAUCAAAAUGGAUGCACAAACUGCACUGGAGUUUAUUCUCUCCCACCCAGUGCUAUCACGAUCGCCAAUCGUCCUUUACGGCCAAUCCAUAGGCGGCGCCGUGGCCAUCGACCUCGCCAGCCGGAACCCACGCGCCAUCCGCGCGCUCAUCCUCGAAAACACCUUCCUCUCCCUCCCACGGCUCGUACCGACCGCCUUCCCGAUCCUCGGCCCGCUCUCCUUCCUCUGCCACCAAAAGUGGGACAGCGUGUCCAAGGUGCCGCUUAUUCCGCGCGAGAUGCCGAUCCUGAUGCUCAGCGGCGUGUGCGACGAGGUCGUGCCCCGUGAGCAUAUGCAGGCACUCUGGGAGAUCGUGCAGCGCCGGGCGGGCGGCGGCUCGCGAAAGGGCGAGGAGAGCGAGAAGGACGGGCGGAAGGUGUAUAAUGUGGUUGGUGGGAGUGGCAUGUCGAGGUUUGUGGAGUUUGAGAGGGGGACGCAUAACGAUACGUGCGUCCAGAAGGGAUACUGGACGACCGUUGCAGAGUUCCUCGCGAGCUUGGAUGACUGGCCAUCCCCUGCAUCGUCCUCGUCAUCGUCAUCGUCAUCAUCCUCACUAUGAGCGCCUUACACCUUUUCCGUCCUACGAACAUUUCACGCCUACACUAGCUCGAGAUCGACGUCGUUAAGCAGGGCAGAGAUACUACAUCCUUGUUCUGUCUUCCGUUUGUACCUUCCCUUUUGGCCCCUCGUUUGUCGGAGAUUUGUUGUACAUCAGGAUACCACACGGUGUGUCUUCUAUGGGUUAUAGUUAUAGUUAUAGUUAGACCUUGAUGCGAUCAUGUGCGAUUGCGGUCUUUGAAGGGAAAGUGGUCUGCUUCCCGGCCCUGGCAUCUUCACUGCAGCUUUCAGUAUCCCGCUGGGACGUCCCACUUAACGGCGCCGUCAUCGACGCACGUUUGAUUGCAUGGUUUUGUCUUUCUCUAUAUAUAAUCUCCUUACGUGCUCCAUGCAUGCAUAUAGCUGCC